This is a messenger RNA of Hydatigera taeniaeformis, 864 nucleotides long. The record is from the annotation of a GenBank genome assembly. Lineage: Eukaryota; Metazoa; Platyhelminthes; Cestoda; Cyclophyllidea; Taeniidae.
AUGUCAAUUUCCAGUGCCAUCAUCUGUGGUACUUUCCUAGCCACAGCCUUGUUUGGCAUUGCUCUAAAAGCCUCUGAUUCCCUGGCAUGGAACCUUGUAAACAACCUUAUGGAGAAGUUUACAAUCAGUGAGAGUAAUUUGAGGGAGCUGGCCCACUUUGCCGUUAAAAAUGAUGAUGUCAGUUGGUUCCUCAUUCUGAUUAGCUUCGUCAUGGCAGCUCUUUCUCUGAUCGGCUCAAUGAGGCCAGCGUGCAGAAGCGGGUCCACUAAACGCUGUUUGGACCCAUUCCUCUUCCUCCUCCUUCCCCCCGGUCCAAAAUAUACCGCUGUUCUGAUUAUCCUGCUCUUCGUUGAAGUGGUUGUUCUUGCCGUACACAUGGCCCAUCCUAACAAGCUUGCGGCACCACUUCUUCGUACCAUGAAAAAACUUCUUCAGGAGUAUGACAGUAAUCCGAUGGCUAGGUCGAUCUGGAAGGCAGUCAUGGAGAAAGAAGUGGAAUGCAACGGCCGCAAUUACAGUACAUGCUGCGGCAUAAACGAUUGCAGUGAUUUUGGAGAGGAGACAAGGUGGUUGCUCAGAGAUCGCUGCAAAUCUGAGUUCAUUUCUAGUACAUGGGAUGCAAAGGCAGAUGCAGUGCCAGGUUGCAAAGGCAAGCUUACUGCAUGUACUGCGGCCUAUGCGAAGUUCUUACUGUGCUUAUCCACUGCUGCGCUUCUAUUACAGGUGAUUUACAGACUCCUCUUCGUCAUAGCCUUUACACCGAAUGAUGGAGCAAAAAAUAACCAACUCUUGUCAACCUUUCAGAAUGCUUUCAUUGUGGUGGUGGUAUUCCACCUGCUAAUGAUGGAACUUAACCCGGGCUGA